UACAAACGACGCUCCCGCAGUCCUCAUAAUUACCGCAUGUAACAUUCGGAGUGACGGGGCAAAUCUCACAGACUAGGGUUCAUUCUCAGACUGCAUCUAAUGAUUAUGUACAACAUCAAUGUAGUUUUGUCAACUAGUUCCCUUUAGCUAGGUGAACUACGACUUACAUGUGGCUACUAAGAGCUUUGCAGGAUUCUGACUUCAGUUGAAAUCCCAUGCUGAGUCAGGUCUCUGCGUUCGUUGGAAAUCUAGCGAUAAAAAGCAGCAGACGCCUGGCUCCGUUUUGCACAAGCUGUGUGAUGGCGAAGAGUAAGUUUGAGUACGUGCGCAGCUUUGAGACAGAUGACACGUGUUUACGGAACUGCUACAUCGUCGUUCGACUGGAUGGCCGCAAUUUUCACAAGUUUGCUGAGCAGCACAACUUUACAAAGCCCAAUGAUAACAGAGCGUUAGGCCUGAUGGCUCGCAGCGCACGAUCUGUCAUGGAGGAUCUGGAGGACAUUGCUAUAGCUUAUGGACAGAGCGAUGAGUUCAGCUUUGUAUUCAAGAGAUCAACUAACUGGUUCAAAAGAAGAGGAAGUAAACUGAUGACCCAUGUGGCAUCACAGUUUUCCUCCAGCUAUGUAUUUUAUUGGAAGGAGUAUUUUGAAGAUCAGCCGCUGCUCUAUCCUCCAGGCUUUGAUGGCAGAGUCGUCUUGUAUCCAACCAACCGUAAUCUAAAGGACUACUUAAGCUGGAGACAGGCUGACUGUCACAUUAACAACUUGUAUAACACUGCCUUUUGGACACUGGUGCAAAAGGGUGGACUCUCAACAACUCAAGCAGAGGAGAGACUAAGUGGAACUUUGUCUGGGGAUAAGAACGAAAUGUUGUUUUCAGAGUUUAAUAUGAAUUACAACAAUGAAUCACCUCUGCACAGAAAAGGCACUACACUGAUUUGGGAAAAGAUUGAUGAAACAUCGACUAAAAGAAUCACAUUGCCCAAAGAGGGAGAAAAGGAGGUCACUUUUACACGGAGCAGAAGAAAAGUUACAGCUCAUAACUGUGAUAUAAUUGGAGAUUUGUUCUGGGAAGAGCAUCCUGAUAUUUUAGAGGUAGACAGCUGCUGAGUAUUAUAAUGGUGAGAAGACUGAAGGUGGACUAAUACAUUCUAUAUUGGCGAAACAAACAGACUGAUGUAAAUAUUAUUUCCAGAAAAUAAAUGGUUUUAAGAUGGA
This is a messenger RNA of Clarias gariepinus (North African catfish), 1217 nucleotides long. It is a transcript of the gene thg1l, whose product is annotated as tRNA-histidine guanylyltransferase 1-like. Bases 216 to 1109 code for a protein of 297 amino acids. Gene Ontology annotation, molecular function: magnesium ion binding; tRNA guanylyltransferase activity. Gene Ontology annotation, biological process: tRNA modification. The record is from RefSeq and is a predicted model, not a curated record. Lineage: Eukaryota; Metazoa; Chordata; Actinopteri; Siluriformes; Clariidae. The transcript is spliced from 6 exons.